AUGAAGUUUUCCACGGCCUCUGUCCUGGCCGCCUGCGUGCCCGCCGUCGCCGGUCGGUUCAUCGAAAAGGGUACCCCCAACGAGAACGAGCACGUGGUGCUUCACCCCGAGCAGACCUUCCUGGUUGAGACGGCGCCUGGCAAGCAGCAAUGGGUGACGGAGGAGGAUAAAUGGGAGCUUCGCCGAAACGGCCAGAACUUCAUGGACAUUACCGAGAACCGCCAACUCGGCGCCUCCAAGACGGGAACAAGAGCGACCGUCCAGUUUCCUACCAAGGUGACGCAGAAAAAGGCCGUCGCCGAGCUCUCCACGACGCUCUCCAAGAGCGAGAUGCAGAAGAACCUGGACAAGUUCACCAGCUUCUUCACGCGAUACUACAAAUCCGACUACGGCCUGCAGUCCUCGGACUGGGUCCUCGAAAAGGUCAACAGCAUCAUCCGGGAGGCCGGCGCCAACGAGACCGUCUUCGCCGCGAGCUUCCCGCACACCUGGAAGCAGCACUCGGUCAUUGCCACCAUCCCCGGCCGCACCAACAACACGAUUGUCAUUGGCGCCCACCAGGACUCCAUCAACCUCUGGCUGCCCUCGUUCAUGGCCGCCCCCGGCGCCGACGACGACGGCAGCGGCACCGUCACCAUUCUCGAGGCGUUCCGCAACCUGCUCCGCUCCCAGGACAUUGUCGACGGCAAGGCGCAAAACACAAUCGAGUUUCACUGGUACAGCGCCGAGGAGGGCGGCUUGCUCGGCAGCCAGGCCAUCUUUAGCGAGUACGAGCGUGCCGGUCGCGUCGUCAAGGCCAUGCUCCAGCAGGACAUGACGGGAUAUGUCCAGGGCACCCUCGACAAGGGCAAGCCCGAGAGUGUCGGCGUGAUCAUGGACUUCGUCGACCCCGGCCUGACCAAGUUUAUCAAGGUCGUCAUUGAAGAGUACUGCGACAUCCCCUGGGUCGAGACCAAGUGCGGCUACGCCUGCUCCGACCACGCCUCGGCCUCCAAGGCCGGCUACCCCUCGGCGUUUGUUAUCGAGUCUGCGUUUGAGGACUCUGACCCUCACAUCCACUCCACCGAGGACCUGAUCAAGUACCUGUCCUUUGACCACAUGCUGCAGCACGCCAAGAUGACGCUUGGCUUGGUCUACGAGCUGGGCACCCACGACUUUGACAAGGACAGCAGCUCUGGCUCGGUUGAGCUGUAA
Messenger RNA from Cordyceps militaris CM01, 1194 nucleotides. RefSeq names its product LAP2 like protein. The record is from RefSeq and is a predicted model, not a curated record. The transcript has 3 exons. Bases 1 to 1194 code for a protein of 397 amino acids. Lineage: Eukaryota; Fungi; Ascomycota; Sordariomycetes; Hypocreales; Cordycipitaceae. Gene Ontology annotation, biological process: proteolysis. Gene Ontology annotation, molecular function: metalloexopeptidase activity.